AUGUCUAGCAUUAGUCCGGCCUCCCUAGAAAGCGGCGGGCUGGGUUCAUCGAAGACAAACGAAGACAGACAUGAAGCGAGAAGUACUAGUGUACACUCUAGGGAACAGGUAUUCGCGCCAGAAAUGAGUAUUUCCUCGUCUUUGUCGUCUCUCAGUUAUAGAGACUCUUCCAUCAUUGGGCCGGUGGUAAGCCCUUCGCCGUUACUCACACCAGAACAACAAGUCGAUGAAGAGUCAACACCAAGUCCUCCGAAUACUAGAUUGGGGCGCCAAGCUGGUCUCCAAGAAGAAUACCGCGUGCUACACUAUUGCCCUCCAAUCAACCUGUUGGACCCUAUGCCUCUGCUAUUGAUGAACUACACGCAUGGCAUCCCAACACAUGACGUCGAUGAUAUGCAUGCAUUGUCUUUCCAUCGGACUAUAUUUGGGCCACUGAAGUCAACACGUACCCCUGCCCAAUCUGCCCAAUCUCUUUUUGUUGACUAUGUUGUCGACAAGAAAAUGGCGCUCCACUUCCUCCUCGCCGUCGCUCAUAGUGAAUUAUCACUGUACUAUGACAAUGGGCUCGUUCUACCCCAAAAGUCUUAUCUGCACUUCGACCAAGGUACAAAGUUGCUUCGGUAUGCUUCAACUCCGCGGGGGCCUACUGACCACGUGAACAUGAUGCUCUCCUUUUUGUAUAUGUAUAUGUUCUGGAUGCGGCGCGACCAACCCGCCCCACAAAAGCUGCGAGAACUAAGUCGAACAGUAGUGGACUAUGUGAGGACUUAUAAGGUUGAUGAGUUGUGUACUAAUGAUGACGUGAAUGUCUUCUCGGAGACUUUCGCUGCUGGAUUGUUAAUUCCAGAUCAAGUCCUUCUCGCGCGCAUCUUCACAUACCUAUACGAUCGCGAUGGCUUCUGCUCCUUCUUCGGAUGCGGUGGCUCCUUCGCUACAUUUGUUAAUGAUGACUACUCGAAGAGGCGUAAAAUCUGGAGGCUCUCGCGGACCGCAUUUCUUUUGUUUCCCGAAGAGAACGGGCUUACUAGUGACAGCUUGCCAGAGGUCCACGAAGCAGCUAUAUUGGAGCUUUAUUUCAUGCUCAUUACCAUCCACCAUGAAAUCAAUAUUUACAGCCAAACCGGGAAUCUACACCGGUAUGGUGACGAACGAAGGUUAAAGCAACACCUAGAUGAGCUGAAAAAGGUACAUACGGUCGCGCAUACAAAUUUUGUGUCGUAG
This is a messenger RNA of Aspergillus oryzae RIB40, 1221 nucleotides long. RefSeq lists its product as uncharacterized. The record is from RefSeq and is a predicted model, not a curated record. The transcript has a single exon. Lineage: Eukaryota; Fungi; Ascomycota; Eurotiomycetes; Eurotiales; Aspergillaceae. Bases 1 to 1221 code for a protein of 406 amino acids.